Molecule: messenger RNA, 1648 nt
Organism: Capsicum annuum
Lineage: Eukaryota; Viridiplantae; Streptophyta; Magnoliopsida; Solanales; Solanaceae
Product: probable WRKY transcription factor 40
Biological process (GO): regulation of DNA-templated transcription
Molecular function (GO): DNA-binding transcription factor activity; sequence-specific DNA binding
Source: RefSeq, marked provisional
ACCUUCAUCUUAUUUAAGGAGAAAAAACUGUUUGUUUUCUUAUACACCUGAAGAAAGACUAGAAGAGCUUUGUUGAUUCUUGGAUAUAUGGAAUUUACCAGUUUGGUUGAUACUUCAUUGGAUUUGAGCUUUAGGCCUCGUCCAGUUCUUGAUAAAUUGCCGAAACAAGAAGUUCAGAGUGAUUUCACUGGAUUGAGGGGAGACAAUAUGGGGGUGAAAAAUGAGACAGUGGAUUUGUUAGAGGAACUAAAUAGAGUGAGCAGUGAAAACAAGAAGCUUACUGAGAUGCUCACAGUGGUUUGUGAAAAUUACAAUGUUUUAAGAAACCAAAUGAUGGAGUAUAUGAGCACACAAAAUGGUGUGGCAGAUGAUAGUGCAGGGUCAAGGAAGAGAAAAGCUGAAAGUAUCUCCAAUCCCAACAACAGCAACAGCAACGUCAACAUCAACAACAACAACAACAACUUGGAUGUUGUGCCUGGACGUUCAUCAGAAAGUAGCUCAAGUGAUGAAGAGUCUUCUUGCAAGAAACUUAGAGAAGAGCACAUAAAAGCCAAGGUUACAGUUGUUUCUAUGAAGACUGAUGCAUCUGAUACCUCUCUUAUUGUAAAGGAUGGUUAUCAGUGGAGGAAGUAUGGUCAGAAAGUAACAAGAGACAACCCUUGUCCAAGAGCUUACUUUAGAUGCUCAUUUGCACCUACCUGUCCUGUCAAGAAGAAGGUUCAGAGAAGCAUAGAAGAUCAGUCUAUUGUGGUGGCAACAUAUGAAGGAGAACAUAACCAUCCAAUGACCUCAAAACCAGAAGCAGGAGGUGCAAAUACUACUAGUACUUCCACUGGCAGCCGGUUAAAUGUGACGACUAUCGCGGGUACUACUGCUUCAGUACCUUGCUCUACAACUCUCAAUCCUUCAGGACCAACCAUUACUCUCGAUCUUACUGCACCGAAAACAGUAGAAAAACGCGAUAUGAAGAUGAAUCAGAGUGCUAGUCCUACCGGUGGCAAUAGCAUUCAUACAUCAACAGGAGUUGAAUAUCAAAAUAGGCCAGAGUUCCAACAGUUCUUGAUAGAGCAAAUGGCUACUUCCUUGACCAAAGAUCCAAGCUUCAAAGCAGCACUUGCUGCCGCCAUAUCAGGAAAAAUCCUCCAACAUAAUAAUCAGACGGGCAGAUGGUAAAUGAAAGUCCAGCAGAGCAGUCAACUACUGUGUGUGGAUGAAGAAGCCGGUGUACUAAAGCUCCCGCGAUAAUCUCCUAGCCACACGGCAGCAACUUUACCAAUUACUCCAAAGCUCUCCUUCUACAACUCUGUACGGAUGGCUUAGACAAUUGUUCAAUAUUUUCCAAUUUGUCGACUCAUUUUAAAAGUUCUUAGAGAAAAAGGCAACAAGUUAUUGUUCAAUGUAAAUACCGGAAAAGUUGUUUAACUUUUGGACCGCUAAGUUGGACUUGGGAGGUGCACGUGAGAAUGGAAUCUUGCUGGACUGGAGAAAUUUUCAACAGCACCCAUAUUGGGUCCCUGCAACAUGGACUUGCUCUGAGUUGGCUAGAUUGAGACUGCAUUGUCCUAGAACAUUUAAGUUGUUGAAUUUGACAACUUUGUAGAACAUACUGAAAUGAGAUAAGAAAUAUAUCCAAUUUGAUUUGCGUCUG